AUUUGUAGACGUUUUGGUGAAUUUCCAACUAUUAUGAACAACUAGCUUCUGGAAGCGUCCACAUCCACUGCUCGGCCCUUUGCACCAUGUACACUAAUCCCCAGUCUAACUCGGGACCCAGUGCCGCUUCGGCCCAGAUAUCCACCACCAACGCACCCAUCGUAGUCCGCACAUCCAAGCAAUGGGUGCUACCUCCCAGACCUAAACCGGGCCGUAAGCCUGUGUCGUUACCUAAAGCCGAUGGGCCUGUAGAGAGAAAGAAGAAGUAUGUCAAGAAGUCCUGCACUUCCGAGCUUUCGACGUCUUCGGCCUCCAGCUCUGAAAUGUCUGCUUCUUCUCCUUCUGCUUCUUCCAGUAUCAGAAAACAGAGUCUCCAGUCUUCAACAGUAAAGCUCCCACAGUCUACAUCGACUCGCAGCGCGGUACCGAUCCAUACCCAAGCCUCGCAAACUUCUCAAACCUAUUCACAUUCAAACUCUCAAGGCUCGCAAUCGAGAUCGCCAUCUGAGUUGCACGGUAACAAUCUCAACAAUAAUAGUAAUGGUAUUACUACCACCCCAUCGCAUUCCGCUCUGAAAUUUACACCCAUGCCGGCCAAAGCUACCGCUCCAACACCAGCAAUGAUAAUAUCGUCACUUUCCAAGAACGUCCGGGUUAUCGAUGCCGAAAACUUGUCGCUCAAAUCACAUCUUUUGUCGCUCAUUCACGACUACAAGCACUUGAAAGAAAUGGUGUUAAAUAAUGAAGGUCCAAUUGAAGAACCAGACGAUUUGGACAAAAAUGUCCACAAGCGUUCUUUCAACGAGUUGGUAACACAUCAACAGCUUGAAGAUGAUUUCGAGCUUGACCACGAGCCUUCGGAUCUUUCUACAGCCCAGACUACACCCUCUGCCACUCCAGCCGCAAAGACAUCGGAGAUAGACGACUUUGAGACGUUCAUCAAGUUCGAUGCCAUAACAACAACUGCUUCUUCUGCAAAGAAUCCUGUUACUAUGAAGAAGAAAAAGACUCACAGAAAGUUCAACCACUACAAGGAUUUUGAAAAAUUAGACACAGUAGAAGACUCUGACAUGGAUAUUGACUUCGAAGACGAUGACGAUGAAGAGAUCGACUCGCCUUCGUCUUCAGGAUUGUCGAGAACAACAUCGCCAUCUUCAGACUUUGAAAGCAAUUCACUCAUGAGCACAUUGACCAGAUCUACAACUGUGUCUUCUGUUAACACGACCAGCUUCCCACUCUUAGACAAAAAGGCUAGUCAUCCGUUCAAAAUAGGCAGAAGCAGUUUCUUUGAAUUGCCAAAGUAUGAUGAAGAAGACUCGGCAGAAUAUAGCUUCAAGUUUGACGAGUCUAUGAAUACUUCUUCUUUGAAGUCUAAUCAGGAUCAGUACAACAUGAUCAACGACUUCUUGGAAGAAAAGAUUCUCAACAACGACUUGAAGUACUACGUUGAGAAUGACAACGGGGAAAUGAGAUGGUAAAUGUCAAUCCCUACAACGAUAGCUAUUCAAUUGCCAGGGAAACAAUUUAAAGAAAAUCCGGCAAAACAAUUAAGAGAAUUCUAAUUCCACUAAAUUAUUGGGAUGAACUGUCAUUCCAAAUUGACGGAAUGAAUCUUCAUUCAUAACGAGAAUGUAAAUCAUUCCAUUGACUCUAUUCAAACCAUUCAAAAAGUUCGACGCUCGUCGCCAUGCCACCUAACGACAAAACACUACACCGACAGACGAUGAACGUCGUCACUAUAUUUAUUAUCUCUACUGGGGAAGUUGGAGAACGUCAAGACGUUCCACGGUCUGCUACGAUUUUUAUACUGACAUUUAUCUAUGAUUUCUUUAUGUUUGCUUCUAUUUAUUCUUGUUUUUUUUAUGUGAUAUUAACGACGCCUACGCACCUCGGCGCUUUGCCACUCAUACAUUCAUACAGCUAUAAUAUACAUGUUAUAUUCGUUGGA
Scheffersomyces stipitis CBS 6054 is the source of this 1948-nucleotide messenger RNA. RefSeq names its product Hap41p (gene HAP41). Gene Ontology annotation, cellular component: nucleus. Lineage: Eukaryota; Fungi; Ascomycota; Pichiomycetes; Serinales; Debaryomycetaceae. The transcript has 2 exons. Gene Ontology annotation, biological process: regulation of DNA-templated transcription. The record is from RefSeq and is a predicted model, not a curated record. Bases 87 to 1478 code for a protein of 463 amino acids.